GCGAUAAAGAGGCGUGACUGGGACCCGGCGUCAGUGGCGGUCGCCGCGGCAUCCAGAAUGGACGUGUACAACUCGCUCCCCGACGUAUUCACGUACCACUCGCUCAAGCACAGCGGAUACGAGUACACUUGGACGGCACAGCAGGAUCACAAAGGCAGCAAAGCAUCUGCAGGGACAAAUAAAAACAAGGCUUCUUGUUCUGGAGCAAAAGCAUCAAAGGAGCCAUGUCCUAUAUGUCAAGAAAAGCAACGCAGACCUCUGUCCACCUACAUUAGAAGUAAAUCUCGUCAAGAUCACAAAAAUGAUGCCUGUAUUGAGGAAGAGACUGAUAAUCCUGAACAACAUUCACAAAAAACAGCAGAAUUAAACAUUCAGGCACAGGAUCAGCACAAAGUCAAAUAAAAUCAUAGUUGAACUACCUCUGCAGGCGUUGUAAAUUUGUAUUUUAAUACUACUUGUACAGGCAGCAAAGCAUCUGCAGGGACAAAUAAAAACAAGGCUUCUUGUUCUGGAGCAAAAGCAUCAAAGGAGCCAUGUCCUAUAUGUCA
Schistocerca americana (American grasshopper) is the source of this 548-nucleotide messenger RNA. RefSeq lists its product as uncharacterized. The transcript has 2 exons. Bases 58 to 402 code for a protein of 114 amino acids. Lineage: Eukaryota; Metazoa; Arthropoda; Insecta; Orthoptera; Acrididae. The record is from RefSeq and is a predicted model, not a curated record.